AUGAGUUUCUUGAGCACUAUGUCCCACCCCCAGCUCGCUUCAUUCGACCCUUUCGCUGCUCACCCAUUCACUUCAGGAGGUACUCCUCCGGAGCUUUCUCCCCUUCAAACCCCCGUAGCAUGGGGGCAGGAUAUGCUCCCCACACCACCCCGUUCCCCGUCCCAAUCUCCGGCGCCCUCGCCGAUGGACAUGCCCGAGGUCCCCAUUUAUGCGCCCAAACCCACCUUUAAAAUUGCUGGACAAGGUGUCUUUGAGCAAUAUGACCGCGGUUGUAUCACACCCGAUCUUGUCCCUCAUAUACCAUACUCCCAUGAUACCUGGCGUGGCCCGAGUAAGCUCACCACUAUUGUUGAAGCCUUUGGUUCUUCAAUUAUUCUGCAGGAUGACAGCCCCUAUAAGAAGGGGGUUUUCAAGUUCAAGGUCGAACUUCCUACAGAAUACCCGUUCAAGGCUCCCAUCGUUACUUUCCAAACGAAGAUAUACCAUCCUGGUAUCAAUGACGAAGGACAAAUAUGUCUACCUCUAUUGAGGGACGAAUGGAAACCAGCCACAUCGAUGAGCACCGUUCUCUCGACAAUUAGCGACAAGGUCAACAACCCAAGUCCCGACGAUCCAUAUGAGCCAGCAAUAGCAGCACAACUCAAAGAUAACAAGCCAGAGUUCUUAGCGAAGGCACAAGAAUGGACCAAACAGUACGUUUAUAUUUCUGAGAAAAAUAGAUCACGCCACCAACAAAAACUCUCAAGACAUGCCUUGGCGCCCUAG
Messenger RNA from Rhizoctonia solani, 765 nucleotides. Its product is annotated as ubiquitin-conjugating enzyme. The transcript is spliced from 7 exons. Gene Ontology annotation, molecular function: ubiquitin conjugating enzyme activity. The record is from RefSeq and is a predicted model, not a curated record. Gene Ontology annotation, cellular component: nucleus. Gene Ontology annotation, biological process: ubiquitin-dependent protein catabolic process; protein polyubiquitination. Lineage: Eukaryota; Fungi; Basidiomycota; Agaricomycetes; Cantharellales; Ceratobasidiaceae. Bases 1 to 765 code for a protein of 254 amino acids.